Messenger RNA from Aspergillus versicolor CBS 583.65, 2562 nucleotides. RefSeq lists its product as uncharacterized. Bases 130 to 2481 code for a protein of 783 amino acids. Lineage: Eukaryota; Fungi; Ascomycota; Eurotiomycetes; Eurotiales; Aspergillaceae. The transcript has a single exon. The record is from RefSeq and is a predicted model, not a curated record.
AGCUGAAGGCUGGGGAGCUGGGCAGCUGAAAUUCCUAGCGCUUAACGUGCGCCCCCACCUUCUCUCAGCUUUAUCUUCACCACCAGCACCAUCUCUUCCACCAAUUCCUAAUCCUGUACCACACGCAUAAUGGAUCACGUAGAGACACCCCCAGACUCUCCAUUUCCUCCUUUGCUGAUUCCAUGUCUCAGCCCGGAACCCUAUGACGACCCCGACUUCCUAACGUAUCCAGAGCGUGCAGGCUGGGACAUCGACCGGGUACUAGCAGGAGACUUCUCCCAGCACGAGGAUGCCGCAUCCUUCCUCCAGAACUGGCUCUUCUUCGGAGUUCUGUGGGAAGUAUUCGGUCCGAUUGGCAGGGGUGCAAAGCACCACUACAUCCAGCCGCAAGAGGGCUACCCGAAUGGCACCAUUACCCUCGCCUCGCUCGAUGAACAGACCCUCCAGCUCAUAUCCUUCAUCAACGCCACUUUACAAAGUGACAAGGAAACUGCGCAUGCCGUUGGACAUCGCGUCGAAAAGUGUCUCAGGACUGUAUCCCGGUUCUGUCGUUUUACGACUUGUGAAGGGGACCCUCGCCCGGGAUUCAGAGUGUGGCCUCUAUCGCCUGAGAUUGACCUCUCUAUCAGAGCAUUGAGCCAGCGGUUAUCCUUGAGCUUUGCAUCAGGCGCGAUGAAUCUCGUCUUUGGUUCUUCGACUGCAGGCUUGGAGUUCCCUUGCGCUUGGCUUCCGCUCAGGCGCAUGCAGGAGGCUGGGUGGUGUACGAGCGAAGUCGCCAUGGUUGGAGAGACGUUCACCUCUACGUCGGCGCAUUAUGCAUCUGAAUUGAAGCCCCCGCCUUCUUCAGUGGAGAAGGAUCAUUCCGAGUGUACGAGGAGCUUGUGUAUGGCGCGGCAACUUAACGAGGAAACGUACCGUACAGCACAUUGUCCUACACCUCAUACAACUGCAGAAUGUGACUGUCAGCACUAUGGCCCGCAAAUUGAAGACGUGGUAGCCAUACUUGAAGAUGGGUAUAUCCCGUUGCUAUCCAUCACGCCGAUCAAGAAGGAACCGUAUAUCAAAGUUGAGGUGGAGCGAUACACCGAAAAUAAGCGAUACAUUGCCUUUUCGCACGUGUGGUCUGAUGGACUGGGGAAUCCCUCAGCGAAUACUCUGCCCCAAUGCCAGCUGCAGCGUAUCCAUGGCCUGUUAGACGAUCUGGUAUCUGGGAUGCGCUCUAUUGAUCUCGUCAAUAGGUUAGCCUUCAAAGAGCUCUGGAAGAAGAAGUUCCAUGGGCCAUCGCUUUUAUUCUGGAUGGACACCAUGUGCAUCCCCGUGGCAGAAGAAUACCGCGAACUGCGCUCAAAGGCCAUCAAGUCGAUGAAGGCUGUCUAUGAGCGGGCAUUCCGCGUUCUGGUUCUUGAUGCUGACAUUCAGUCAUUCCCUUCCAGUGACUAUACCCAGUCAUUCAUGCGUAUCCGACUAUCCGCGUGGAUGCGACGUCUCUGGACCCUCAACGAAGGAGUCCUCGCAAACAAACUGUGCAUUAAAUUCUCAGACGGAUUCCUAGAGGUCCAAGAACGGGCAGAGAAAGAGCAGAAGGAGAAUUAUGGGUCUGAAAUGGCCGGUAUCAGUGGGUCAUUUGGAACUCCCAGGCGCGAUGCAGAUAAUUUCCAUUGGAAAUUCCGCCUCCUUCGAAUCAAUGUCAUCUCAGAGCCUGAUCCGCGCCUGGUAAAACGCACGGAAACUAGUAUCACGAGUCCUGAAGCACAACGGUGCUUCGCGAUCAUGGAAGCCUUCAGUGCUGCCUUGUACCGCUCAACAAGUAAAGAGCGGGAUGAAAUGCUCUGCUUUGCAAGUUUGAUCGGGUGGGACACGUCUUUGAUAAAGGGGCUUCCAUUCGAAGACCAUUUGCAAGCAUUGCUAUCAACUGAGUCCCAACUCCCACAGGGUAUGUUGUUUCUCGCUGGACCGAGGAUGAGGCAGCGCGGUUGGCGAUGGGCCAUCAAUCGAUUUGGGAAUUGCGGUGCAAAUAGACUGAAAGUUAAAUCUGACGAUAUGACCCCUGGUCUUGUCACCGAAGAUGGAUUUGUCGUUGAUUACAAUGCUUUGGUUUUGCCGGCGCAUUAUACAAGGGAGCAGCUUGAACGCGCAACCGUAUCUGCCGAGCUGGGGAAUGGGAUGGUGGCCACAUUCGAGAUCAUACGACAUGAUGAGGGCAUAAGUAAUGUCACAACAGAGUCUGAGUUUGAAUCCGAGAGCUCUGAUUAUGACCAGCUGUACGUGUUGUUCUGGGAUGCCAUCGGGACCCUGGCCCCCUGGACUCCGAUGCCGGCUGCAAUCGUUUCAGGGCCUUCUAAUGAGGACCUUGAGAAGGAAAAUGUGGUGUACCGGUUUGAGUACCUUGCGUAUCUGGAGGUGCUGGAGAAGAGAAUAGAGGAAUUGGAAAAGGACGAUGAAUCGGCUCAAUGGGUGAGGAAGAAGUGGACUAUUGGGUAGCUGUGAUUAAAUAUUGUUAUCAGCACAUCCCAAAUAUAUAUGACAUAACAAUACUUAAGUGAAAGGUCCAUUAAACAGUUA